AUGCGAACAAUUUUUGUGAUAUGCAUUGCUGUUGUGGCAUGGUUUAUUCUUCUCUUUCUAACAAGUGAAAUCCACUGUCAAACUGUCAAGUAUUCAUUCACUGUUUAUCAGAAGGAUUUGUCAGGGCCAUAUUGUGCAGCAAAAUCUCCAAAUAGUGAUGCUGUAUACAUGUCUGAAUAUAGUGGACAUCGUGUGAAGAAGAAAUCCUAUCUAGGUCUUGUUGUUAUUGCAGGAACAGGAUAUGAGGGUUUUAAUGGUGACAUUUUGGCCAAACAGGCCAAACUGGAUAAUCCUGGAGGUGUUCUAGAAUAUAACAAUGAGCUGUAUAUUAUGGACUAUGGAAAUAAUAGAGUGAGAAAGAUUAACAGUGAAGGUGUUCUGGUAACAAUUGCUGGAACUGGUACACGAUCUUCAGCAGGUGACAAUGGUGCAGCUACUUCAGCAUCUCUCAAUGGACCUUGGGGUAUUCAUAUACCAAGCAAUGGAGAUAUAUACAUUACAGAAUAUGUCGGAAAUAAGAUAAGAAAGAUUAGUGCAUCUGAUAAUAAGAUUUACCUGGUGGCUGGAACAGGAUCAUAUGAUUUUUCUGGAGAUGGUGGCAAUGCUGUUAGUGCAAAAUUGAAGAGCCCUUGGAGUGUCUUUGUAAAUGCAAUUGGUGAAAUAUUUAUUGCUGAUACGGAUAAUGACAGAAUUAGAAAAAUUGCAACAAAUGGAAUUAUAACAACUAUUGCUGGCUCUGGAUCGAGUACUAGUGAUGGAGUUCUAGCAACUACAGCUUCUUUGAAAAAACCAACCUCUGUCUUUAUUUCACCAGCAAAUGAACUAUUCAUUGCAGAGGCUGAUGGUGGUAGAAUCAGAAAGGUCGAUCUGUCAACAAUGAAAAUUUACACAGUUACUAGUUCACUGAAUUAUCCAACAUUUGCAUUUGUUGCUGAAAAUAGUGAUCUAUAUAUUACAGAGAAAAACAACAACCAAAUCAGACUUGGAACAGCUUAUUGUGAUAGUGGUUAUCAAAUUAAUUCGAAUGGAACUAUUUGUAAUCCAGUGUGUAAUUCACAAAUUGGAAGAGCUGGAUGCAGUAAUCAUGGAUCAUGUACUAGUCCUAAUACUUGUACAUGUGAUACUGGUUAUACAUUAUCUGACUGUUCUCAACCUAUUUGUUAUGGAAAAUAUGGAAGUACUGCUUGUAGUGGAGCAAAUCAAGGAACUUGCUCUGCUCCAGAUACUUGUCAAUGUAAGAAUGGAUUUUCUGGAAGUGAUUGUAGUGUUUAUUAUUGUGGAGGGGUUGUUGCAAGCUCAGCAGGUGUCUGUUCAGGUAAAGGAACAUGCUCUGCUCCAGAAACUUGUUCUUGCCAAACAGAUUACGUUGGAUCAGUAUGUCAAUAUCCUGUGUGUAACAGCAUUCCUUCAAAUAACCCAAAUGUUUGCAGUGGUGGUGGUACAUGUACUUCUCCAAAUUCAUGCCAAUGCUUUACAAACUAUUCAGGAACUCAAUGUCAGUACACUACUUGUUCUGGAAUAGAUAGUACCAAUUCGAAUGUGUGCUCUGGUAGAGGAAGUUGUGCAAAAUAUAAUAAUUGCACAUGCACAGCCAACUUCUUUGGCUCAAAUUGUGAGCUCACUCAAUGUUAUGGAAUUAUUUCAAAUUCAGCUUCCACAUGCGCUUCACAUGGUAGAUGUGAUGGCUACAAUAAGUGUACAUGUGAUUCUAAUUAUUUUGGAUUGGACUGUAGUGUAACAAGUUGUUAUGGAGUGUGGAGUAAUACUUCUAGUGUUUGUACUGCACCAAACAGAGGUACUUGCAAUUCCUACAAUAAUUGUACCUGUACAAACUCGUAUUAUGGAACUCAAUGUCAAGAUUAUGAUUGCUUUGGAAUUAACAAAUCUAAUAGCUCAGUAUGUUCUGGUAAAGGAGCAUGUUCUGCACCAAAUACUUGUUUGUGCUCUGAUUCUAAUUACUCUGGUUCUAAUUGUGAUGCAGCUGUGUGUUAUGGAAUUUCAGCAAAUGACUCUAGAGUUUGUUCUGGAUCAAGAGGUGCCUGUAACUCUCCAAACACUUGCUCAUGUUUUUCAAAUUAUUUUGGACCUCAAUGUCAAUAUACACAAUGUUAUGGUAUUGACAGUUCCAACACAACUCAUGUUUGUUCUGGUAGAGGUACUUGUUCUGAUUUCAAUAAGUGUGUUUGUAAAGAUGGAUACUAUGGAUCCAAUUGUCAACUCAGCAAGUGUUUUGGAGUUUUAUCAAAUAGCUCAAAUGUUUGCUCAGGUCACGGAACUUGUUCGGAUACAGAUACUUGUAAUUGUGAUUCUAAUUAUUCAGGUAAAAAUUGUGAUAUUACAUCAUGUUAUGGAACCUCAAGUACAAAUCCACUGGCAUGUUCAUCUCAUGGCUUUUGCUCGUCCUAUAAUAAUUGCACCUGUUCAUCAAACUAUUACAGCCAACAAUGUCAAGAGUUCAAUUGUUUUGGUGUGAAUAAGGCAUCUACAAGUGUAUGUUCUGGUCAUGGUACUUGUUCAGAUAUUGAUACAUGCUCCUGUACAGGAAACUGGAUUGGAGGAAAUUGUAAUCUCACAACCUGUAAUGGUGUUUGGAAUUAUAAUUCAUCUGUUUGUUCUGGAAACGGUGUUUGCUCAUCUCUGAAUAAUUGUACAUGUAAUGUAGGAUAUUAUGGUGCUAAUUGUGAUUCCUUUGAUUGUUUUGGAUCUGUAUUUACAAACGAAGGUAUUUGUGCAAACAAUGGUUCUUGUACAGGUCCUGGUGUUUGUUCCUGUAUUGAUGGAUAUUCUGGAUCUCGCUGCCAAUAUCCUAUUUGUUAUGGCAUUAGUGGUGGUAGCUCAAGUGUCUGUUCUGGAAAUGGACAAUGUAUUGAUAGGAAUAUAUGUUCGUGCAGUGCUGGAUGGACUGAAAACACUUGUAAUGUGACAACAUGUUCUGGUAAAAGAAGUGAUAAUUCAUUAGUUUGCAGCUCUCAAGGUUCAUGUGUGGGACCAGAUAAUUGUUAUUGUAACAAAGGUUACACUGGACCUAAUUGUGAAUUUAAUGUCUGUUAUGGAAAGAGUCAGAAUGAUUCUUCAGUUUGUUUAGGCAGAGGUAAAUGUUUGAAACCAGGCGAAUGUACUUGUAAUACUGGAUUUAGAGGUACAGAAUGUCAAUAUUAUCAAAUUGAUUUUGAUGAGAAAUUGGCCACUCUCAAGCCAACCCUAACUUCAGUUCUACAAUAUUCAUACCUUUUCAAUGGAACAUGUGAAACCUUAUUCGAAAGUAGUGAUUUACCAAUAAUUGGUGAAUCUCCAAUAUGUUUAUGGGAUAGUAGCAAGAUGAUUAUUUAUUUAGGUUUUGGAACUCAUCUUCAAACUGGCAAUUUACUAAGAGUGAAGAAUAGCAACUUAGCAUUCUUUGUUGAUACAAGCAACUCUCUUUCCUAUACUGGAUCUGGUAUUACGCUCAAGAAAUUGAUGACAAAUGUUCCAACAAGUAAUCCUUUACCUCUUAGACCUAUUGUUGAUAGCAAUUUCCAAUCCUACACCAAUUUCUCAAGUUUAGUUUGGUCAUGUAUUAGUUGUUCUACAAGUUUGAAUGAUUACUUGAAAUCUCAACAACGUGAAUAUCUCUACAUUCCUCCAUCCUACUUGAAAUCUCUAUCAGCAUUAUAUCUGCAAUUAGCAGUCUCAAAUUUUGCUUCUAAUUCCAAAGUUGCAAGUCUUUCAUUUACGUUUUCUCAAUCAGCUGCUCCUAAUCUUGAUUUAAUUACUGACCUGAAUAAAACAGAACCAAUUGGUUAUGGAAACAAUGCAGGAUUAUUCUUAGGUUCAUACCCAUCAAUCAAAUACAAUGUCUACCUGUCCAGAUUUUUCUACACAGACAGCAGUGGCAUUUUGGGAAGUGGAUCUACUACUGGAAGUGUCUUGCUAUUGGCCAAACAUACACAAUCCACAACUUCAAAAGAUUUCUUCAUUCAAUAUUCAUUCAAUGCCUAUGAAAAUAAGCUUCCUGUUGUUAUUUCAGCAACAAAUCCUGUCUUUUCUCCUUCAUCUUUCAUUAGAUUUAAGGCAACAAUCUUCAAUCCAAUGGUAUUCGUGAAAACCGUUCAAGAUACAUAUUAUCUUUGGAAACUCUUCAAAUUUGACGAAACAGGAAAAGCUAAACAAAUGAGCACUGAAAUUUACAUUGAUCUGAAUUAUGAUGAAGUAGUUGUACAGAGAGAAUUGGAGGCAGGUACAUAUUUAGUGAGUCUUAAUGCAGUAGCUGCUUAUGGAUCUACUCUCAUGAAUACUACCUUUACUGUAUUGAACACAACAGAUAGAUUGGCUUCCAUCAGUUUUUCUCCUGUGCCAACAAUAGUUUCAAUUUCAGAAGAUUUGACAAUUACUGCAACAAUUAAUGGAACCAUAACAUCAUUUGAAUGGAUUCAAAUUUCUGGAAGGAUAAAACCAUUGUGCUCUUUGCAAAAAGUAACAACACAACCAAGUGAAAAUAUUACACAAAGCGAAUUGACUAUAACCAGAGAUUGUCUUUUUGAAGGUGAAAUUUAUAUAUUCAAGGUUGUUGCUAACAAUUCAAAUGGCAUUUCGUCUUCAGCUGAAAUUCAAACUCAAACAGAUAUCUCACCAAGUAUUCAUUGUGAUUUUUAUUCUACAUCUGAAGAUGGCUCUUUCGUUGCAUUGGACAGCACCUUGCUAAUGACAUGUAGAAAUGGAGCUAAGGAUACUAUCAAAUCUUACACAGUUGAAAUUCAUUAUAAUGGAGAAAGAAAGUUUAUUGUUUCCAAUACUCAAAAGAGAAACCUCUAUUUUAGAAUGCCUUAUCUAAUUGAAGGAAGCCAAUUGGUUGUCAGAGGUCUCAAUUUUUAUAAUACUGAAGUCAUUUACAGAAAGAAUUUAACAUCAACUCUGACUUCUACUGACAAGGUUCAACUCUUUAUUGAUGGUUAUAAUAGUAUUACAACUAGUGAAACAACAAGUUAUUUUGGAGCUAUUAAUUCUUUAAAUUCUCUCUUGACAUUAUUUGAAUACCAACAAUUUGAUUCGCUUGAAAAUAAGAACUCUCUCCAAACUACUUUGAAAUCCAUGCUCAGCCUAAUCUCUAAUCUGAGAGCUACUGGUGUCAAUGUUGAUGACAAACUCACUGCUCUCUUACUUCCUCCAGUGUAUAGAAUUCACAAAUACUUGGAUAGUAUUAAUGGAACUAGAUCAAGUGAUGAUUGGAGAGUUGAUGAUCUCCUUUCUUGGACAUCUUACUUUACUGAGUCUAUUCUCAACACCCUUCAAUACUAUUACUCAACUCAAUGGAAAUUCCUUAUUGAUCAAAUUCAUUUGAAUGAAUUGGAUGAACUUAUCGAACUUGGAUCGAGUAUGAAUUCUGAAAAAUUUGUUCUCGUUCAAGUUCAAUAUGAAUUAUUAACAGAUAGCUUGAAUGGAGUCGCAUCUAAGAAAUCACAAACACAGCUCUCUAAUGGUAUCUUGCUAAGAGAAAAAUUGGACUCUGUCGAUUCAUUGAGAAGUCACAUUAUUAACUUGUACUAUUCCAACACUAAUGUUUCGAUUCAAUUCCCAUCUGAUGUUGCUGAUACUUUAGCUUUUGGAGAUACAACCACAGAUAAUUCACUCAAUUCAUUUGUUAAAGUUUCCAAGACUACAAACUCAAAGAUUAUUGGUGUCAUGACAAGUGUCAAUAUUCAAACUCAAAAAUUCAAAGAAUUGGAAAUCCAAAACCUUACCACCUCCAUCAAUAUUGCAUUCACAGGCUCUCAAUAUCCUUCCUCCAAUGUAACUUGCAAAUAUUACAAUUCCUCAUCUCAAGAAUGGCUCACUAAUGGUGUUCAAACUUUGAUUUCUUCUUCCAAUAAUUUGGUUACCAUUUCUUGCUUGACAAAUCACCUUACAACAUUUGCAGUUUUCAAGAAUGAUAUUAUUUACAUUCCACCUACAAAUUCUACUACUAAUGGCGUACAAACUUCUGAUCCAGCUCUUGCAAUUGCUCUUGGAAUUAUUCUUCCACUUUUGGCAAUUGCAAUAAUUAUUGUAAUAAUUAUCAUUGUUGUGAUUCUGGUAUUGAGAUAUAGAAAGAAGAAACUUUCCUCUGAAGUUUCCAAUACUUCAGCCAUUGAACUGAGAAAUGAAAAUAAGAGAGGAUUAUUCGAUACUGACAUUUCAGACUUCCCUUCAGAAGCAAGUGUCUAUUUCAAACAUUUGAAUUCUUCCUCAAUGGCUUCAACUGUUUCUUCCACAUCUUCUUCUAAUGAUCCAUUCUCUCGUUACAAGGACAUGGUUAAAAUUGGAGAAGGUGCUUUUGGUUCAGUCUUUAAAGUUAUUGACACUAAAAAUAACAAUAAGGUGAAAGCCAUCAAAGUUAUUCGAUACAAAUCAGUGGAAGAAUUAAACUCCAUGAUGAAAGAAGGAACUCAAUUAAUGAACAUUAGCCAUCCAAACAUUCUCAAAGUGAAUGAUUUCUUUGUGGAAAAGGACAAUUUACUAUGUAUUGACAUGGAUUUCUAUCCACAAGGUGAUUUGAGUACCUUAAUCAACCAACAGGAAGAUUGUAAAGAAGUACACAUCAAGCAAAUUAUUUAUCAAAUGUGUCAUGCUUUGCAUUUCAUUCACAAUGAUUUGAAAUUAAUUCACAGAGAUGUCAAACCUUCAAAUAUUUUCAUCAAGGUAUUAAACGGAAAUGUCAUCCAUACAGUAUUGGCAGACUUUGGUUUAGCAAAGGAUAAUAAGAAUUCAGCAAGUAUGAGCUUUGCUGGUACUCCACUCUACAUGAGCCCAGAAUUGGCAUUAGGAGGUAAAUAUUAUGCCAACACAGAUGAAUACUCUCUCGGAGUGACUGUCUAUCAAUUAAUUACCAAAGACACCAUGACUGCCAUCAGUCACUUGUACAUGUCAAAAGACGCAAAAGAAGUACAAACUCUUACACGAAAACGUUUGAAGGAGAGUGGUGAUUAUUCUGAUAGAUUAAUCGAUAUCUGUCUACAAAUGUUGGAAAAGGAUAACUGUGCACGUCCAUACGCUCAAGAUAUUUUGGAAAAUUCAUACUUUAAUGAUAUUAGAAAGAUUAGAUAACAUGUUAUUGAAUAAACCAACACAAUAUUA
Molecule: messenger RNA, 7089 nt
Organism: Naegleria gruberi
Lineage: Eukaryota; Heterolobosea; Eutetramitea; Acrasida; Naegleriidae
Product: basal body protein NBP-1
Exons: 7
Coding region: 1-7059 (2352 amino acids)
Biological process (GO): protein phosphorylation; motor neuron axon guidance
Molecular function (GO): ATP binding; protein kinase activity
Source: RefSeq, a predicted model, not a curated record